CAGUUGGGGGCAGUGUGGCCCAAAAGCAUUGUGAUGCGUUUGACCGCGGGGCAUCUCGGGAGUUGUGGUCCCAGGAUCGCUGCUCCCGAGUCUUAGCCGAGUAGUACGUGAGCUUGCGGAAAAGAGGAGCAUGCGCAUUUGAGGCCCGCCGGCGCCAUUUGGAAGGGGGUGGCGUCGUUUGUCUUUCAAACGAGAGGGCGGGAGGCGGCGGCGGCGGCGGCGGCGACUGAGCUUUCAAAAACACAUAUGGCAAUACCAGAAGUCCAUUUGUUGAACAGUUAUGGCUUGCUUGAUUAAAAAAGGCAGCGUUUACUCUCCGGAAUCAACUGUCUCUUCUCUUCUAGCAAAUUGUAGUCUUAACAGUAGUAGCAGUUCCUUGAGUUCACACAGUUCAAUCCAGUACAAGGACAAGCUGUAUAGGUCUGCCUCUCAAGCUCUGGAGGCCUACAUUGAAGACUUUGAUCUCAGUCGUCUGUCUCCAGAGAGAAGACCUGGAGAAAUCUGCGUUGCCCAGAAUACUCCUAAAGACUUCAGGUCCUCAAGGGAUGGUUUCAAGCACAGAUACGAUUCAGAGAACUUUAAGUUGCAUGCAGUACUAGGUUCUGUUGGUCCUCGGUUAAGAAGAAAGGUGGCUUGGGACCCAGAUAUGCUCAGUCUCACUACAGACGAUCUUCUAGCAUUUCCCGCAGAUGGUUCUGCAUCUUUUACCCACUCUGCUGCCUCAAGGCCAGUUCCUCAGAGUAGCAACCUUAAGUCACUGGCAGCAUCUGUUUACUUUGAUCACCACCGGACUUCAUCCUUUGGCAACCAAGGAGAAAUGAAUUUUCUUGAAAACCCUGCUUCCUCUUUGUACAAGGACUCUAGCAGAAAGGUGCAUAGAAAACACAAAUUUCACAAAUAUGAUUCGGAAGCUUCUGCCCUCUCCCUGAAGGACCAUCUAGUUGAACAAAAGGACUUGGCUUCUACUUCUCAUAAGAACUAUCCGAGGUGGCUUACAAGCCAGAAAUCUGACUUGAGUAUUUCGGGGAUAAGCAGCAUUCCUGACUUCAAGUAUCCCAUCUGGCUGAAGAGUCACAGCCUUUUGUCAGAUUCGGCUCCUGAGAGUUCUACCCAGAGUGAUCCUGCUUCUUUGCAAGGUAGUCAGAAGCUGAUAAGGAAUCAAAAUGAGGACUGCCCAAACAACUCUGAACGUUCUGGACAUAAUGGCUUGUUGGAUUUACGAAAUGAGCAUGAUGAUCAAAGGAACGGCCAGUAUGAUAUCCCAAGUGUGUACUUUGCACCUAAGGAAUUGGCAGAGCACAAGCAUCUAUUUAGAGAUGGUGAAGAUGAGUUGCUACUUCAGAAGGCAGGGAGAAUUCUGGAAUCUUCUGCUGAGGAAUUAACUGAUAUCCUGAAAAACAAUGGGAGCCCUUGUACAGUGGAUGUACUAGAAGCAGAAAGAUCAUGGGAUAAUGUUCCGUUUGGGUUGAAAUCUCCAGUGCCUGUGUUUUGUGAAGAGGAGAGUCCUCUGCAAACCCCCAAAGCAAGCAUAGUCAAUGAAUUUUUGGAAGAUUGCUUAAAAAAUGGCAGUCAGGAGAGUACUUUUUCUGGAGGGAAUCAUCAUGGGCCUGUGGAAGCUUUGAAGCUAAUGCUGUUUAAUCUUCAAGCAGUUCAGCAAAGCUUUAGCCAGAACAAAACGGCUGGACACGAUGAAGACUUUUACAAAAUUUCAGAUGAAGAUGUUGAAUUUAGGCUUUGUGAUCACGAUAUGAUCCCUGUAACAAAAUCCCUUCAGAGGAAUGACAGCUUGGUGCACCAGGAGGAGAGGAGGAGGACAUGGCACGCUCAUGGAGUGAUCGCAUCCUUAUGUGCAGUGGGGCAGGCGGACAAAUUAUGGGACAAACUGUGCCCAUAAUGGCAGAAAGGCAGGGCUUUGCACCAUUUAUCUCGACUUAAAGGUCUGGUGGAAGAUAUAGGUGGGAAAGAAGCAGAAGAAGUUACGAAGACAUGAUGCAUAAAGGGUCGUCAUCUUUCCAGUGAGAUCGCUCCCCAUCCCGACCCUGAGUAAAUCUACAGUCAUAGCUGUAAUUGAGUGGGUUGGGGCUAUUCCUAGGUCAGUCUCGUGGAUUCCUAGAUUUUUAGAGUUGGAAGGGACUUUGGAGGCUUUCUAGACCAACUCGCUGCUCAGUGCAGGAAACUGCAGCAGCAUCCCUAACAAAUGACCACCCUGCCUCUGUUCAUCAUGAAUGGAGACUGAAGGAGCUCUUUUAAGGAGCCACAGUGUUUCUGUACCUCUUUGGUCUUGGCUAACAAACCUACAAUCUCAAACUGGUGUGCAUACAUAACACGCCAUCUCAUGUUCCCCACUGUGAAACAUUCUAACUCUUCAAACUUUGCCCCGGCUCCAAAGACUGGCACAGGGCCACUUGUGUUAGACCAGUGGAGUUGCUGACUUGCCCCAUGUUGAAUAACAGAUUCCCACCCGCAAAACAGCUUUUGAAACUGUGCUCUGUGCCAUGCAGCAUGGCUGGCUGCUGCUCAAGGAAAACCAAAUCUGAAGCAAUGCUUGGACUCGUGGGACUAGCUUCACAGUUCUUUGGACCCUGGCUUCUGUUCCCAGGAGUAUUAAAAGCAAGUGUUACAGCCAAAACUAAUGGACCAUCCAAACUGUGCUGGUGGAGACAAAAUGAAAAGUCAAGAUCAUGAAUGUGUCCCAACAAUAUCGUUGCUGAAGUUGCUGUUUGCAUCUCACUCUGCACUUGGGUGAUCUAGAUUUAAAUCCUUGAUCAAUCCAUUAAUGCUAGAGAUGCUGAUCUAGCUUCCUUAGAAUACAGAUUAAGUUUGCUUCGAAAACUAAACUCCUUUCGUUUUAAUAAUUUUAAGCCGUGUAUGAUAUGAGUUCAGUAUAGUAAAAAUACGCAGGAGAGGAAUAGGAUGACACAUGGUUCUGUUAUUAAUAUUAAAUGCGUCAUUAGGGUGACACAUCCCCGUUCUCCAGGAAACACUGAGAAUCAAGCUGAAACAUCUCACAUUGCCCGGAACUACCACGUCAUGUUGCUCUAAGGUUUGAGAAUUGCUGUUUGAACCCAUCAGUUGUCAUCCAAAAGCUGUAUCUUCCAACAGUCAUUCUUGUGAACGCCGAAACCUACUAAGAGAGAAUGCAUUCAUUGCAUGCACUCUAAAGAGACUGAUGUGAACUGAGCUGAAAAUUCUAAAAGUGCCUUUAGAAGUUUCAAACAAGGUUCUUCAGAAUGGAUCAUUCCCAGCAUCCUUCUUGCUUUCAGACCACUGGAGCAUUAAAGAAACCAAAGCCCAAACUAGUGCUACUGGGUUCUGGGCACGUGGCUAUAUUUUCAGUUAACUCGCAGAGUUCAAGGUCCCCGAGGCUUCUGGGGAUUGAAUGAAAAUGUGAAGCCUCUCUUUCAGCGCAGUACUGAGCAUGUCUACUCAGCCGAGGUGACGAACAUCUUCCUGAGUUGGUGUAAGAAUUGCAGCCUUUGCAAUCCUCGAUUGUUCUCAUGUCUGCUCUUUGGUCUGGGAAGCUGCAAGCAGAGUUGUCUCUUAAUGCAGAUGUUGAAGGACAGGCCUCUGCCUGUGCAGUUCAAGGGCAAUUCCCACAGCAGACAAGCUUGUAACGAAUGAACAUUCUUGCCAGCCCCUCUGCUGGUAUACCAGGGCCAGCUGGCAACUGUUGUACUUCAGAGAGUAUUGUCAGAUUCACCACCAUAAAGUGGUGGACUUUCCAGGUAUUUAGCUACAAGGCUGAUCUGCACUGAGAAGUCUGGCCGGCAGAAGUCUAGAGGGCUGGGCCUGAUGGAUCACUGCGGAACCUCUUAGCCAGACCUGGGGUAUCCCUUUUGCAGGGAGAUGGGGCUUUGAUUUGUUUAACAGAUGUUUAUCUCACUUUUCCGGCUCAUUCCUGAGAUGCAUAAGGCAGCUAACAUCAUGGAGUUUAAAAGCAACUGUCUAAAAUAAUGAAAACAAAUAAUCAAAGACAUAAUAGCAGAUAAGCCAACAUACAGUAGCCAGAGGAUAAAAGUUCAGGGGUUGUUCAGGCCCUAGUAUAUCAGAACAAGGAAGUUUUCACUUGGUGUCUACAUGCCAUCAGGGGAGAGGGCCCGCCUAAUUUCCUAGGGCAGGGAGUGCCACAGCCCCUUUGCUGCAGCAGACAAGCCUCUCUGCCACAAUCUCACCAACGGCACCCGUGAUGGUGGCAGAAUAUCAUGGAGCAGAGCCUUUCCGGAUGACCUAACCUGGACAGGCAGAGUCAUGGGGGAGGAGAUGGUCCUUCAGGCAUCCUCAUCCCAAGCAGUAUAAGGCUCUAUGCCCUGUUGUGACCAUUUCAGAAGGGCUGGUGGUGUGGUUUCUUUUUAGCUUGGUUUGAGUAUAUUGGUUUGGGUGGUGGUUGGGAAGAUUUUUAAUACUUGACUUUCCAUGUGAGAGGCUGGGAAAGAAACAUGAGGAGCUGGAUCAAAAGAACAGGAUCUAGAUGGCGUAUUGAAAUGGGUGUGUGUGUGUGUGUGUGUGUGUGUGUGUGUGUGUGUAUGUCAGUGUCUACUUGGGUGAGUUUGGGUUGCCCUCAAUGGAAUGGACAGAAAUACUUGUGAAUUUGGCCUGUUGGUUAUAUACUUGUUGGAAUGUGCUGACAUUUUGGGUGCCAAAAUAUUUGGUUGAAUUAAUAAAAUAUAAAUUUCUUUCUGUUUAACUUUUGAAGCCCUUGAGUGAUGAGAAUAUGGUACAAAGGCUGUGUUUGAGGAUGUGACCAAUAAAUUCUUCCCCCUGCACAAGA
This is a messenger RNA of Hemicordylus capensis (graceful crag lizard), 4768 nucleotides long. It is a transcript of the gene C2H18orf54, whose product is annotated as chromosome 2 C18orf54 homolog. Bases 281 to 1894 code for a protein of 537 amino acids. The record is from RefSeq and is a predicted model, not a curated record. Lineage: Eukaryota; Metazoa; Chordata; Lepidosauria; Squamata; Cordylidae. The transcript is spliced from 9 exons.